AUGGUGAAGAAAGUCGAGAUUCUUGAAGGAGAUGGCGGCCUUGGAAGCAUAUUACUCUUCAAAUUCUCCCCACAUGUACCUAAGCUGAACUUCCAGAAGGAGAAGAUUGUGGAGUAUGAUGAAUCACUGCAUCAGAUAGCCUUGAGAUACUGGAAGGAGGGCAUCUGGAUCAUGGGCUUACAAGAUAUACAAAUGUUUUGGUGGUCGGUGGCAGUGGCGGUGGUGGUGGCAACGACGACGGUGGUAGUGGUUGUGGCGGCAGUGGUGGUGGUGGUGGGCGGCAAUGGUGGUAGUGGUGGUGGUGGCGGUGGUGGUAGCAGCGGUGGUGGUGGUGGUGGUCAAUGA
This is a messenger RNA of Lactuca saligna, 345 nucleotides long. NCBI's taxonomy places the organism in Eukaryota, Viridiplantae, Streptophyta, Magnoliopsida, Asterales, Asteraceae. The record is from the annotation of a GenBank genome assembly.